AUGGCAGACAAUGAGACUGCGACUGACGCGUCGAGUCAAAAUCAAGACACAUUCACCACUUUGGGAUCUACUUUGAAUGCACCUGCUUCUGCUAGUAUAAUGGUCUUAAACAGCUCAAGCCUCAACCUACGGCCACCCUCCGUAAAUAUUGUAGAUACUUCCUCCAACACCAUUACCACUACGGCAAGCAAGGACAAUAUCACGACUAGCACAACCACUUCAACGCCUCAUAUUGCCCCAAUCCCACUACCACCGCUAGAAGGACUCGAAGAAAAAGAUCAACAGGAUACCGCAUUCACAGCCGUAGAAGAGCAAUUCCGUGAAUUCCUGCCAACUUUACAAGACGAUGAUUCACUAGCCAAAUUCCGUACCGAAUACGAGAAACUGCAUAGAGCUCUACUACGAUCACGAGCACAUUCACUUAAACUGUUUGGACAAUAUGAAGAGCUAUCUCGUGAGAAGAAUGCUAAUAUGGCCAGUACGCAGGAAGCUACACGUGCUGUUGCCCAGGAUCAAGAGACUGCAAGGCAGUUACGAGUCCAGAUUAAAAAGACAGAGGAAUCUGUUGCUACGAUACAGAAACGAGACGAAACUGUUAAGGAGGAGUUAAAGUCUCUGCAGAAUGAUGUAUCAAUGUUGGCAGCGUCCAUCAAGAAGGGUGUUACUCUGAGUGUCAUGCAGGAACGAACACUAGCUGAGCUAGCCCAGGUCAAAGAAACAUCCGCCCGUGAAUUAGAACAUGAGAUGGAAACCAUUGUUGCACUACGAGCACAGAUAGCCACCACCACCGAAUCCAUUCGUACUGCCGAUGGCCAGAAACGAGCGCUAGAACAAGAGAUAUACUCAUUACGUGAACGAAACUCUCAAAAGAAGUCUGAUAUUGAUGCUGAAACACGGACGAAGGAUCGUCUGGAACGUGAUUUGAGAGAGUUGAGAGCAGUCGUAUCCACCAAAUCGUCUGAGAUAAGGAAUAAACAGGAUGCUGUAUUACGAGCCACAGAUGAUGUCGCCAUACUAGAACAACAGAUCAAGUCACAAAAAGUCAUGGCUGAAAAGCUCGUCAAGGAUCAAGAGACUCUAGCUGCUCGAACAUUGAAACUCAAGGAAGAAUGUGAUGAGCAAGUCAACAUUACCAAUAUUUUAGUACAAGAAAACGAAUUCACGGCCAAAGAAGUACGAGCUAAAGAAAUGGAACAAUCAAAGAAUCGUGGUGAAAUGAAACGAGUCAAUAAGCUUCGAGAAGCUCUUGUCAAGAGGAAUCGAUACCUAGAGACCCAAAAGACUCAUGCCGAACAAGAACGUAAAUCCGUCCGAGAGCUACAUGACACGACAGUUGAACAAUGUGAAGUCGUGAAAAAGGAUACGGAUGCUAGUAAGAAAAUCAUUGAUGAUCUCGUACGAGAACGAGACAUUCUAUAUACAAGUCUUGGCAAAACUGUCGGCGAAGUACUUAAGACCAGUGCCCUCACAGCAAGCUACCAUCAAACCCGUCAUAAUAUUGAACUCGAAAUCCAAAGAUACCGUCGAGACUUGGCCUUCCAACAGAAGACGCUGAAGACAUUGAUUUCCGAACGAGAUUCCCUGAUUGCAGAAGCUGCCAAGCUCCAUGAGGAAGCCUCCGUAUGUCUACAAGAAAUCCAUACCAAGGAAGUCGAAACUGCCGAACAUAAACGUAAAAUGGGUCAAGCAAACACCAAACUUAAGCAUCAACAAAACCUAUACGAAGCAGUACAAAGUGAACGUAACCUCAACUCGAAACAGCUGCUUGACCUCCAAGCCGAAAUUGCAGAGCUAAGACGUAAAUUGAAACUGGCUAGUUUCCAAAUCAAUGGUCGUAAAGAAGAAAUCAAUUGCAAGAGUGAGGAAUUGUCUCGAGAGUCUAUAGAGUCUGCUCGUCUUUCAAAGGAUGUUGAUGCCAUACAAGAUGAAAUCAAGGCCUUGAAACAGCAGAAUGAAGUUGCUGCUGCUUAUAUGAAGACACAGAUUGCUGAAGAAGCCAAACUGCAUCACUUUGUGAAAGAGGCUGAUGUGGAACGUGCUAGACAGGAGAAUGCUUUGCAAGCUUUGCAGUCUGAACAAGGGAACCUGCAUGCUCGUAUAGUCAGAUUAAACGAUGAGCUAGCUCAAGUAUACGACAAGCUCAAACUGCAACGAACAACACUCUCUCGAGGAGAAGGUCACUAUCGAGAACGAAUCCACACAUUACGAGAACUCAAAUCCCAACUCCACAAGGCAUCACGAGACAAGUCACUCGCACUAGCGUUCUCAUCCGGAACCCAAGAUUUGAAAAAGAUGACUAUCAAACUCGAAGAAGCACUGAUCCGAGAACAAACUCGUAUCAAAGCCCUCGAAGAAGAGCUCGCAAACCCCGUCAACGUACACCGCUGGAGAACUCUCGAAUCCACCGACCCCAAAGCAUACGAAGCAAUCCAGCUGCUUCAAACUCUACAACGCAGACUCAUAUCCAAAGCCAAACAAGAUCGUGAAAAGGAAGACGCUAUCCGUGAAUGUGAGGAAACAUAUCUACGCCUCAAAUCAGUAUUACAGAAACACACUGCUGUCGAUUGGGAUGAGCGGACUGAGGAAUAUGCUAAAGAAGUCAAAGAUCGGAAUAUGAGAUUGGUGGCUCUUGAUGCUGAGAUGGAUAUGUAUAGAGCCAGAGCUAGAGAAGCACAGUAUGAGGUCGCGAGAUUGGACUUACAGCUUGAUGAGCUCAAGGGACAGUAUCUGGAGGCUAGGAAGCAGGCUGCCAUGUUGUUGAAUAAAGGAGAUACGCCGCCGCUGCCCCCUUUACCGGCUAUGAAUAAUAUUAGUACGAGUGGUGCUGCUUCUGCUGUUGCUAUAUAA
This is a messenger RNA of Synchytrium microbalum, 2847 nucleotides long. RefSeq lists its product as uncharacterized. Bases 1 to 2847 code for a protein of 948 amino acids. Gene Ontology annotation, cellular component: cytoskeleton. The transcript has 2 exons. Lineage: Eukaryota; Fungi; Chytridiomycota; Chytridiomycetes; Synchytriales; Synchytriaceae. The record is from RefSeq and is a predicted model, not a curated record.